Messenger RNA from Clupea harengus (Atlantic herring), 688 nucleotides. Its product is annotated as histone H3. Gene Ontology annotation, molecular function: structural constituent of chromatin; protein heterodimerization activity; DNA binding. Lineage: Eukaryota; Metazoa; Chordata; Actinopteri; Clupeiformes; Clupeidae. Gene Ontology annotation, cellular component: nucleosome. The record is from RefSeq and is a predicted model, not a curated record.
GAAUGUUGUAAAAGUAUUUUUAAGUUGAAAAUGAACCGGCCGUUAAAGUGAAAACAAAGUAUUUAUUCGCGCGCUUGUGGGUUGGGUUUACUUGUUUGAAAUUUGGGCGCCUUCUCGUUCUGGCCAAUGAUCGCUCCGCACGCUCAUGACUAUCACCCAAUCGCCGGAGAGUAGUCAGUUCUCGAAGGUAUAAAGUGCCACAUCUAACAUAGAAAACCUACACACUUUUUGUGAGUAGCUGUACAAUAUGGCAAGAACCAAGCAGACCGCUCGUAAAUCCACCGGAGGCAAAGCCCCGAGAAAGCAGCUCGCCACCAAGGCUGCCCGCAAAAGCGCCCCAGCCACCGGUGGCGUGAAGAAGCCCCAUCGUUACAGGCCCGGUACCGUGGCUCUGAGAGAGAUCCGUCGUUACCAGAAGUCCACUGAGCUGCUGAUCCGCAAGCUGCCCUUCCAGCGUCUGGUCAGAGAAAUCGCUCAGGACUUCAAGACCGACCUGCGCUUCCAGAGCUCUGCCGUCAUGGCUCUUCAGGAGGCCAGCGAGGCUUACCUGGUCGGUCUGUUCGAGGACACCAACCUGUGCGCCAUCCACGCCAAGAGGGUCACCAUCAUGCCCAAGGACAUCCAGCUGGCUCGUCGCAUCCGUGGGGAGCGUGCUUAAGUUAAUCUCUCCCUCUAGAAAUCAAAAGGC